ACUGCGGUCGAUCGCUUCCAUUGCUGCUUGUUCAACACUUUCAGUUCAACUUUAACGACUUGCCGUCAACGUUCUGUAAUCGGAGAGAGCAUCAUCAUGGUUAUUAACUUUGCAGCCGGCCCUGCCAAAUUGCCUGAAGAGGUUUUGAAGGAAGUGCAGAGCAAUCUACUCAAUUGCAAUGGCAGCGGCAUAUCCGUAAUGGAAAUGUCCCAUCGCUCCGGCAACUAUGAGAAGAUCCAGGAAUUGGCCAUUGCCAAUCUGCGUGAAUUGCUCAACAUACCCAAGAAUUACAAGGUGCUGUUGAUGCAAGGCGGCGGCACUGGACAAUUUGCAGCGGUGGCAAUGAAUCUGAUUGGACGCACUGGCAGCGCGGAUUAUGUCAUCACCGGCUCCUGGUCGGCCAAGGCGGCCAAGGAAGCGGCCCAAUAUGGCAAGGUGAACGCAGUGCUGCCCAAGUUGGACAAAUACACAGAUGUGCCACGACAGAAGGACUGGAAACUGGAUCCAAAUGCCUCGUAUGUCUACUACUGUGACAACGAAACAGUUGAAGGUGUCGAAUUUGACUUUGUACCCGAGGUGGGAGCGAAUGUUCCGCUGGCCUGUGACAUGUCAUCCAAUUUCCUGUCCAGACCCAUUGAUGUCAGCAAGUUUGGUUUGAUUUUUGCCGGUGCCCAGAAGAAUAUUGGACCAGCCGGUGUCACCGUUAUCAUUGUACGCGAAGAUUUGCUGGGAAAACAGCUGAAAAUCACACCCUCCAUACUGAACUUUGAGUUGAUGGACAAGAACAGCUCACUGCUCAAUACACCGCCCACCUUUGGCAUCUAUGUCAUGGGCUUGGUUUUCCAAUGGAUCAAACGCAAUCAAGGCAUUGAGGGCAUGGCUAAACUGGCCAACGCCAAGUCAAAGUUAAUCUAUGAUAUUAUCGACGGAUCCAAUGGCUUCUACUAUUGUCCUGUGGAGUCUCGUGUGCGUUCCCACAUGAAUGUGCCAUUCCGCAUUGGCAGCGCUGCCGGCAACGAUGCCCUGGAAAAGGAGUUUCUAGCCAAGGCCGAGACCGAGGGCAUGAUUCAGCUGAAGGGUCAUCGCUCUGUGGGCGGUAUUCGUGCCUCUCUGUAUAAUGCCAUCACGCUGGAUGAAACACAGCAGCUGGCCAAGCUCAUGCUGUCAUUUUAUGAGAAGAAUAAAAACUAAGCGCAUUGGCUAACA
This is a messenger RNA of Drosophila innubila, 1206 nucleotides long. RefSeq names its product probable phosphoserine aminotransferase. Gene Ontology annotation, cellular component: cytoplasm. The record is from RefSeq and is a predicted model, not a curated record. The transcript has 3 exons. Gene Ontology annotation, molecular function: pyridoxal phosphate binding; O-phospho-L-serine:2-oxoglutarate transaminase activity. Gene Ontology annotation, biological process: L-serine biosynthetic process. NCBI's taxonomy places the organism in Eukaryota, Metazoa, Arthropoda, Insecta, Diptera, Drosophilidae. Bases 97 to 1191 code for a protein of 364 amino acids.